AUGAGAAACUUUUCAAUCCUUAUCGAUUUUUCGGUAGCGCGGAGUCUUGGCCGAGAGAAUCACACCAAUGAUCCAGACCAAUUCUGUUUAUGUCAUAAAAUGCGAACUGCUGCGGUUCAACAAGGUCUCGUACACAAGGAUCCCGACGUUGAUGCAAUAUUCAGUAGUCUAUCACUGCCUCUUCACCGUAUCAUCGUUUCAGGAACUUAUGCACCUUGGAAUUCCCAGAAUACUCUGUUCCACAAAAAAGCAUUUUUCAUGCUUUUCCUGCCUACUACUGUGACGUUUGUAUAUGACUCUGAAGCAAUUGUCUUAUCAGCGAAGCCACCUAAUCAACACUUAAGCACAACGGACAUAUGGCGGUCAUACAUAGCACAGAAGUUGUUGCAUAUGAUCGGAGAGACCGUGGCAUUCUACCCACCGAAUGCUGUGCAGUACAGAAAUGCGCACGAUUACUUGGCAGACUUUGAAGACGAAAGCUUUGUUGGAGUUUUGGACACCAUCACAAAAGGCGAACAGCGAUCGAUGGCUAAAUAG
Ostertagia ostertagi is the source of this 537-nucleotide messenger RNA. The record is from the annotation of a GenBank genome assembly. Lineage: Eukaryota; Metazoa; Nematoda; Chromadorea; Rhabditida; Trichostrongylidae.